AUGAAAUCAGUUCUCAUCCUCGUGUCGGCCCUAGCAAUCACGCCUAUUCAUGGACAUGGAGGCAUCUUUAACUAUACCAUCGAUGGUGUAGAAUAUGCUGGUCACUACCCAUGGCUUCCCGAAGAAGGUCAAGUCUCUGUUCAGCGACGCUGGUUCCCAGACCCUCUCUAUAUUGAGAGACACCCCUAUAUGGCAUGUAACCGUGGCAACCCCUUAGCCAAGACUCUUCCAACACUUCAUGCGCCAAUCAAGGCAGGGGGCAAAGUUAUGGCGCAUUAUGAUACGCCGCCAUGUCCAACUCAGUACCCAGUACCUCUCCCGACUACACCUUCAGUGCCCGAAUGGUUGGACCCGCCACCUAUGAAAUGCAUGCCACCAGGCUAUUCUUGGCCGCACAACCAGGGGCCAUUAUUGGACUGCCAGGGGCCAUGCGGUGAGUGGGAUGGUCGCGGCAAGCGAUGGUUCAAGAUUUGGGAGGCCGGCUACAUCGCGACGGGCGUUCCAGGGGCGUCGGAUGAAGGCCAGAUUAAAAGCAUAAACGAAGGAGACCGCUGGUGGCACUCUCACCUAAUCCUAAACGGCGUAAAUAUUACGAUCCCCGCGGCGCUGAAACCGGGAAAUUACCUACUCCGUCACGAAAUCAUCAAUCUUAGGGGCGAUCGCAUACAGAUAUACCCUGAGUGCGCCCAGCUAGAGGUAUCCGGUGAGGGGAGUGCAGUGCCCAGCGAGGAGUAUCUCGUCGAUUUUCCGGGAGGAUACAAGGCCACCGAUCCGGGUAUUGAGAUCACGGGAAAGCUUCACCUACCUAUCGGACUUUCUACCUUCAACUACACUAUGCCUGGCCCUAAGCUUUGGGUGCCUGAGGAAUAA
This is a messenger RNA of Annulohypoxylon maeteangense, 870 nucleotides long. Its product is annotated as lytic polysaccharide monooxygenase. Bases 1 to 870 code for a protein of 289 amino acids. NCBI's taxonomy places the organism in Eukaryota, Fungi, Ascomycota, Sordariomycetes, Xylariales, Hypoxylaceae. The transcript has 4 exons. The record is from RefSeq and is a predicted model, not a curated record.